AUGUUAUGCCUAGAACAGGCUGAAAGCAGAAAUUUUUGCAGCACUGAUAACUGCAACGACGAGGUGCCAACAUUUGGCUACGAGCCGCAAUUGACGUUGAGCUGGGGUACGAGGAAUGUGCCGAUCAUCAACCGGACACCGAUCAGAUGUUGGAAUAGCUCGGUAAAUUUGAAUUGGGACAAGAAUCCGGGAGAAACGCCAAAAUUCCCGGCAAUUGGGGUGACAUUCGAGGACGAAAUGUGCGUGAUCGAUACUGAUGGGCAGGUACUUUUGACGGAAACAGUUGGCGCAAAUCUUUCGGAAUGGUUGAUGUUUGACGGGUAUCGAGAUGCAAGUCGAAGAGCGCCAACAGAAGGAAUUCUAUCGAUUGGAGAUCUAGAUUGGAUUAGUCGUUUACCUGGUUAUAAUGGUGGCGUUUACGGGUAUCAGUCAACAAUCUACUCGUUUAUCGUUCGAAUGUCAUGCGAUUGGACUCUCUGCAAUGUGGCUGAUUUAAAGGAAAUGCCUCAAUCGACUGUAAAAUGUCAUGGUUUUGAAGGCAGCUUCUGCAGUGGUCAUCUUUGCGUCUAUGUGCAAGAUCGACUAAAACUCACGAAAGACGAUAGCUUGACAUCACAGGGUUGUCUCUGGCAAAAUGAUGCAAGAGCUAGCGGAAGAUUGGAGGUCGGCGAAUAUCCUUUCGAUUAUCUUUAUGUGAUGUGUGCUGAGGAAUUCUGCAAUAAAGAUCUCGCCACCGCACGGAAAUCAUAUAAAAAGUUUAAGCCAAAACUGCCUGAAUUUGUUCCAUAUCCGCUAGCCGUUCAGUCUUAUCAAGCGGCUUAUGCAGUGAUUACAACAACAACAACAACAACAACAACCACUGCAGUGACAAUGACAACAAGCACUGUGUCCAAAGUUACCGUUAAUUUACAGUCAAACCAAACCGGAACUCCAAUUGUUGAAACCACAACAAAAUCUUCAUCACAAUUCAAAAUCAAAUCUUUUCUUCAAUAUUUAUUCAUUCUUUUAUCAAUAUCAAUAAAUUGU
Molecule: messenger RNA, 1026 nt
Organism: Mesorhabditis belari
Lineage: Eukaryota; Metazoa; Nematoda; Chromadorea; Rhabditida; Rhabditidae
Source: the annotation of a GenBank genome assembly